Messenger RNA from Theobroma cacao (cacao), 2511 nucleotides. RefSeq names its product proline extensin-like receptor kinase 1 (gene PERK1). Gene Ontology annotation, molecular function: protein kinase activity; ATP binding. The record is from RefSeq and is a predicted model, not a curated record. NCBI's taxonomy places the organism in Eukaryota, Viridiplantae, Streptophyta, Magnoliopsida, Malvales, Malvaceae. Gene Ontology annotation, biological process: protein phosphorylation.
AGCAUGUGCAAAAAAACUACUUUCAAACUUGAAACGCUACAAUACCAAAUCCAACCCUUCCUUCUUCCGAAACCCAAUUGAACUCUUUUCCCUCAUUUUUUUCCUCCCCUUCUCUCUCCGUCUCUCUUAAAAACUUCCUCAAACGUUUCGUUUUUCUUUAACCAAAACCAGAAAGGUUUUUAGUUUGGUUUUUUUAGACAGGUUUUCUUUUUCUUUUUCUUUUUUUAUUAUACAACAAUGUCAUCCCCAUCACCGGGGGCCACACCAGCCCCAUCGUCACCACCAUCCACCAACACUACCGCGCCACCACCACCACCUACGGCCGCAUCUCCGCCGCCGACCACGACUCCCUCUCCGCCACCCGCCACGCCCUCUCCACCACCCGCUACUGCCUCUCCACCUCCAGCCACCCCAUCAGCUCCUCCCCCUUCGACCACACCGUCUCCUCCUCCUCCCUCCACUUCAUCACCACCACCUUCAUCCUCUACCUCUCCACCGCCUCCAGCCACCACAUCUCCCUCCCCGUCGUCCUCCACUCCUUCCCCUCCGCCUCCUUCCUCAUCCACUCCAUCGCCCCCACCCCCGAGAAGUUUGGAGACUCCAUCGCCACCACCGCCUUCGGGGAGCUCAGGGACUCCGUCUCCUCCUCCACCGUCGUCUUCGCCUGAUUCGAACAAUGGGGUGUCGACAGGGCUGGUAGUGGGGAUAGCAAUAGGGGGAGUGGCGAUAUUGUUGGUUUUGAGUUUGUUGUUUAUAUGUUGUAAGAAGAAGAGGAGAAGAAGAGAUGAGGAAAGUUACUAUGUGCCUCCUCCACCUCCUGGGCCUAAAGAUGAUCCCUAUGGUGGCCAGCAGUACCGGAGGCAACAAAAUGCUCCCCCGCAUGCAGAUCAAUAUGGUGCAGUGCCUUCAAAGCCCAUGCCUCCACCAGUUACAGCAUGGCGACCUCCAUCACCAGCCCGCUCCCCUACGCCUCCAAUGCCACCUCCUCCACCACCCCCACCUUUCAUGAGCAGCAGUGGAGGUUCUGGCUCUAAUUAUUCAGGUUCUGAAAACCCACUUCCACCACCCUCACCUGGUAUUUCGUUAGGUUUCUCAAAAAGCACGUUUACCUAUGAGGAAUUAGCAAGAGCAACGGAUGGCUUCUCAGAAGCAAACCUUCUUGGACAAGGUGGUUUUGGGUUUGUGCACAGAGGAGUCCUCCCAAAUGGGAAGGAAGUAGCUGUCAAGCAACUGAAGGCUGGAAGUGGGCAGGGGGAGAGAGAAUUUCAGGCAGAAGUUGAGAUUAUCAGCCGCGUUCAUCACAAACAUCUUGUCUCAUUGGUUGGAUACUGUAUCUCCGGGACAACAAGAAUGCUUGUUUAUGAGUUUGUUCCAAACAACACUUUGGAGUUUCACUUGCAUGGAAAGGGGAGACCUACCAUGGAUUGGCCAACAAGGAUGAAACUUGCUUUAGGAUCUGCAAAAGGACUGGCAUAUCUACAUGAGGAUUGUCAUCCUAAGAUCAUUCAUCGUGAUAUUAAGACGGCCAAUAUUCUUUUGGAUUUCAAGUUUGAGGCAAAGGUUGCUGAUUUCGGACUAGCAAAGUUUUCUUCUGAUGUUAACACUCAUGUGUCAACCAGGGUGAUGGGUACUUUUGGGUAUUUGGCUCCCGAGUAUGCUUCAAGUGGAAAACUCACAGACAAGUCAGACGUUUUCUCUUUCGGGGUUAUGCUUUUGGAGUUGAUUACUGGACACAGACCAGUUGGAUCUUCUUUCAUUGAGGACAGUUUGGUGGACUGGGCUAGACCUUUGCUUACAAGAGCUUUGGAUGAUGGAAAUUUUGACAGUCUGGUUGAUCCAAAGUUACAAAAGGAAUAUAACCACAAUGAGAUGGUUCGCAUGGUUGCUUGUGCUGCUGCUUGUGUGCGACAUUCAGCACGACGUCGACCACGAAUGAGCCAGAUAGUCCGUGCUUUAGAAGGAGAUGCAUCAUUGUCUGAUCUCAACGAAGGAAUGAGACCUGGACAGAGCAAUGUUUACAGCUCUUAUGGAAGCUCAGACUAUGAUACAAGCCAGUACAAUGAAGACAUGAAAAAAUUCAGGAGGAUGGCAUUGGGCACACAGGAAUAUGGUGCUAGUAGUGAGUACAGUGAGCCUACCAGCGAAUAUGGCUUGUACCCUUCUGGCUCAAGCAACGAAGGGCAAACUACCCGGGAAAUGGAGAUGGGAAGGAGGAAGAAAAACAGCCAAGGUUUUAGCUGAACUUUGACGUCUUGACAAAACUACACCUCAUUUCUUUGUAAAGACCCCGUCCCCACUUCUUUUUCGUACUAUGAUUUGGAAGUCACAUUGAUUGCAAAGAUUGGCAUGUUUUUCAUGAGAUAACACACAAAUUUUUAUCACCCUAAUUUGGAAAUUACGGGUUUUCAUUGAUUUGUAUUUAUUAGUGAUUCACACAGUAAAUAAUGGAUACACUUUGGUUGAUUCUUUUAUUUGUUUUUUAAAUGUUAAUAUCAAUUUGGUUUGCUGAAA